AUGGUUGCAUUUUACGAUUUGAGCGCAAAGAAGCCCAACGGAGAACAAGUCGCAUUCGAAGACUUGAAGGGCAAGGUUGUCCUGGUCGUCAACACUGGUGUACAGUGCAUUUUCACACCCCAGCUUGCGGACCUCCAGCAGUUGCACGAAAAGUACCAUGAAAAGGGACUGGUCAUCUUGGGCUUCCCCAGUGGACAGUUUCCCAAGGAAGCGGCCGCUGACGAUGCAGCGAUCGGUGCAUUUUGCCAGAAGAAUUACGGUGUGACGUUUGACGUCCUAGCAAAGAGCGACGUAAACGGUCAAAACACAAACGAGGUUUUCCGCUUUCUGAAGAAGGAGAAGCCAGGUCUUUUCGGUCUGCAAAACAUCAAAUGGAAUUUCACGAAGUUCCUCGUCAACAAAGACGGUAAAGUCGUCGAGCGCUUUGCCCCCAACGUUAAGCCGAGCAAAAUCUCGGGGCAGAUUGAGAAAUUGCUGGCCAGCUAG
Molecule: messenger RNA, 486 nt
Organism: Acaromyces ingoldii
Lineage: Eukaryota; Fungi; Basidiomycota; Exobasidiomycetes; Exobasidiales; Cryptobasidiaceae
Product: thioredoxin-like protein
Exons: 7
Coding region: 1-486 (161 amino acids)
Biological process (GO): response to oxidative stress
Molecular function (GO): glutathione peroxidase activity
Source: RefSeq, a predicted model, not a curated record